Messenger RNA from Sitodiplosis mosellana (orange wheat blossom midge), 3780 nucleotides. It is a transcript of the gene EndoA, whose product is annotated as endophilin-A. The record is from RefSeq and is a predicted model, not a curated record. Gene Ontology annotation, cellular component: cytoplasm. The coding region runs from base 923 to 2695 and encodes 590 amino acids. The transcript has 12 exons. Lineage: Eukaryota; Metazoa; Arthropoda; Insecta; Diptera; Cecidomyiidae. Gene Ontology annotation, molecular function: protein binding.
CACUUACAGUUCACCAUCCAUCUCAGUCGUUGCUCGCACGUAGUACACGAUUUCCUCUCUCACAUACACAGAGAACGAGAGAGAGAGAGAGUAAAACAUUGAAUCGAAACGCCUGAACAUUGUCAUCGUUGACCGAGUGCGAACAGUUUUUUAGAUGGCGAUCAUUGAGUACUGUCAAUUCUAGUUUGUCUUCGCUGAGUUUAUAACUAAGAUAGCUUAACUGCUAUUACUUGCUACCGCUGCUGUGCUGUGCUGUGUAUAUAUCUCUAGUUUCUUUAUAAAUUGGUGUGUGAUAGUACGCGCGAUUCAAACAGAAAAAGGCAAAAAAGCAAGAAAAAAAUUAAAAAAGAUAAAUCUCAAACAGAAAAAAAAAAUUGAUCAAAAUUUGUUGUUUCUGUACUAAGCAAGAGGAAAAGAAAGAGAAAAACAAAACGACGACGUUUGGUUUUUGGUUCCUUCGGAUUUCAAACAAAUCGAAGUCCCGUGUUCGAAGCGCGUCGAAUACCACACGGGAAUCCAAAAAUAUUGCGUACAUUUUGGAGAAUCUAUGGAACAAACGAAGAACAACCAACAAUUGAGACAAUUUUAGCAGAAACAAAGGCGAUCGGAUCAAAACGAAUACACAUUUUUGUUUUCUCUUCCACUCUCAAAUACACACACAUACUCUCUAUCUCGAACAAAAAUCGAAACAACAACGAAAUUUAAACAAUUCGAACCAAUUUCGAAAACCCUUACACCGGCAUUUGUGGAAAAUCGAAGACUUGUCUUCUACUCGAAAAUACUCAGUGGAGAAAAUCUCAGAAGAAACCAGGCGAAGUAAACAAAUUGAACACAGCUAACUCAUCUAUUCAAAAUCCCAAAAAAAAAAUCGGCUUAAUUUUUAUUUAAGAGAGCGAGUCAGAUAGAAAAAAAAUCAUACAAAAUGGCAUUCGCUGGUCUAAAGAAACAAAUAAACAAAGCCAAUCAGUAUGUUACCGAAAAAAUGGGUGGCGCCGAGGGCACUAAACUAGAUUUAGACUUUAUGGAUAUGGAGAGGAAAACCGAUGUAACAAAUGAAUUGGUUGAGGAGAUACAAAUUAAAACCAAAGAGUUCCUUCAGCCGAAUCCAACCGCACGAGCUAAAAUGGCGGCCGUCAAAGGAAUAUCAAAAUUGUCUGGCCAAGCGAAAAGUAAUACUUAUCCACAACCAGAAGGUUUACUCUCCGAUUGCAUGCUCAUGUAUGGCAAAAAGCUGGGCGAUAAUAGUAUUUUUGCGGAAGCUUUAAUCGAAAUGGGCGAGUCAUUGCGACAAAUGGCUGAUGUAAAAUACUCACUUGAUGACAAUAUCAAACAAAAUUUCCUCGAGCCAUUGCAUCAUUUACAAACGAAAGAUCUGAAGGAAGUUAUGCAUCACCGUAAAAAAUUGCAAGGACGACGUUUGGACUAUGAUUGCAAACGACGUAGACAGGCAAAAGGAUCUCAUAUUACAGACGAUGAAAUACGCGGAGCUGAGGAUAAAUUCGCCGAGUCAUUACAUUUAGCCCAAUUGGGAAUGUACAACUUGCUGGAAAAUGAUGUCGAACAAGUAUCGCAGCUGUACACGUUUUCUGAAGGAUUGCUGGACUAUCAUCAGCAGUGUGCUGAUAUUUUGAAAGGACUCGUGGAAACACUUUCACAAAAGCGUGAUGAAGCUGCAAGCCGUCCAAAGGGCGAAUUCGUACCAAAAACACUGGCCGAAUUGAACAUUGAGGGCGUCAGCGUCGGUGGUUCCGAUAUGCUAGGAAGCGGUGGGCGUUAUUUCCAAUCCAAUUCACACAAAUCGAAUCAUCAAAAUAGCAAUACCAAAUUCAACAACAAUCACAAAAAUCACGAAAGCAGUAAUAAAAACAAUCUAUUCAAUAACAAAACCAAUAAUAACAACAACAACAACAACAACAAUCACAAUCACAACAGUCAAUACAGUUUGUUCAGCUCACAGCAGAAUUUGGCCAAAACAAAUAUCAUUCAUAGCAGUAAUUUUGCGAGAAGUCGAACGUAUGGUUCGCAACAAAGCCUAUCGACUGCUUCAAAUCAUUCAUCGUCGUCGUCGUCGCACCAUCGCACAAACAAUAAUAACGAUUUAUUAUUGAAUUUUAAUAGUACAACAACAACAACCAGUACCGGUGCAAUGCAAAAUACCACCAACCAUACAAAUUCAAACAGUAGUAGCAAUCAUUAUCAUAAUCAUGCAAACAAUUUGUUAUUGAAUGAUAUGAGUGCGAUACCAACGGAUGUAUGGUUAAAUGCAUGGAAUUCACCGCCGCCGGUGACACGAGCACCAAAUCCAGUCUUUUCAUCGAUAAAUGUGUCAAAUAUGGCAGCACCUGUCGCUCGAUCAAAUCACAUCACCACCAAUACAAAUACAUCGAAUACAAAUCAUUUUAGUAAUUUUAAUAGUCAAAAUGGUCUCAUCAACGAUCCCUGGACAGCAUCACCUUUGCCAUCACCAAUGCGAUCACCGGCAAAGAGUCCAAUGCCACAACAACGUCCAUCUGUACCAUGCUGCACUGCACUCUACGAUUUCGAUCCGCAAAAUCCCAAUGAAUUGGGAUUCAAAGAAAAUGAUACAAUCCAGUUGUUGCAGCGCGUCGAUGAGAAUUGGUAUGAAGGAAGCGUAAACGGUCGAACUGGUUACUUCCCUCAAACAUAUGUUGAAAUAGUUACCCCGUUGCCAUAAACAGUUUAAACGUCACUAUUUGUUUAGAACAGCACUAUUUAAACAAACAAACAAAAAAUUAAAUUUUUUUCUUCGGUUUUGCGCUUCGUUUUAUUUAAAAAAGAAAACCAAACAAGGAGAUAUAAAAAGGAAGAAAAAUGAGAGAAGAAAAAAAAUGAUACAUAGCCAUGAAUGAAAUUAAGGUUUUAGCAAAAAAAAAGCACGCAAAUGUAGGUGAAAAGAAAACUAAGCAUGAAAAGAUCAACAUAAAAUCGAGAUGCAAAUAUAUACACAUACACACCUUAAUCUACCACACUAAUACAAAUGAGAGUAUGUUAUAAAGGAAAUGAAUACCAAAACAAAAACAUUAAAAAAAGUCAAAAGAAUCAUUUUUUUGUGAACAUAAUUGAAUGAAUUACGAUGUGCAUUUCAAUAAUCCACAUAAUAGUUCAUUGAAAAUGUCGAGAAAAAAAAUUCUUGAAUAAAAAAUGAAUGCGAUUUCACCUCUUCAGUUAAAUUGAUUUUCAUGGCAAAAUUGUCGCAUAUUAAUACGACAAACAAAAAAUUGAAGAAAAAAAUAUUAAAGGAAAGGUUGAAGACACGAUUGGUUGAAAGAGCAGCAAAUGUUUGCAUGAUGUGCCUAUGCACCCUUCACUUCCACAUUAUUAGCAUUCGAAAAAAAAACCAAAACUAAAAACAACAACAAUAAAAACCAAUAGACACGAGGAGAUUUGCUGUUGCUGACAACACACACACACACACACCCCUACGUCAACUGCUUUCGUGCGGCAAAAAUGAGAAAAUUGUUUGUGUCAAGCAUGAGAUAUGUAAAUGGCGAUAUCGCAUAUGCUGCAGCUGUACGAUUAAAUGUAUAAAGAGAGAGUAAAUUAUUUCGGAAUAGCACGAUCAAUUGAAUGUACAAGAAGAGCUGGAAAAAAAUCUAUUUGAACAAAUCAUCAGAAUGAAAAAAGAAAACCCGUGUUGAUAUUUCAUGUGUAUUUUUUUUCCCCUGUUUUCUUAUCGAUUUUAAACUGUACAUAUUUUUAUUACUUUAAUUAUUUUAGAUUAUAAUCAAAAUAUACUGAUAUUUUAUACAUUUUUUUUUA